This is a messenger RNA of Gigantopelta aegis, 8210 nucleotides long. RefSeq names its product plasma membrane calcium-transporting ATPase 2-like. Gene Ontology annotation, cellular component: intracellular membrane-bounded organelle; membrane. The transcript is spliced from 24 exons. NCBI's taxonomy places the organism in Eukaryota, Metazoa, Mollusca, Gastropoda, Neomphalida, Peltospiridae. Gene Ontology annotation, biological process: regulation of cytosolic calcium ion concentration; calcium ion transmembrane transport. The record is from RefSeq and is a predicted model, not a curated record. Bases 461 to 4099 code for a protein of 1212 amino acids. Gene Ontology annotation, molecular function: ATP binding; P-type calcium transporter activity; ATP hydrolysis activity.
UGGAUAAUUUUAGAGACACGGAUUAAAAACUGUUCCAUAUCUGUUAUAUGCGUGCAUCUCACAUAUAACUAUAAGGAAAUCGCAUGGAAGUAUGUACAGUUGCACAGCAUUAAGCUAAUGCAUUUUGUGCGAUACCGGGUCCGUGACUCCAUCAUGGCUGGCAGUGUCGGGACAAUUCAUUUCAACAUUUGGGCCUGAAUAGACUAGGUCUAGCAGUCUGUUCCUGUUUGAGACGACUAGGUGAUUAAACAGAAUUGGGAAGAAUGUCUCUUAUUUGGCAUUUGUGUCCAAGCUGAUAGUUUACAACUGACACCUGCAUCAUGACUCUCAACAACUGAAAAGUCUACCAUCAACACACAGAAAAGAAAUUUUCCUGUCUUCGUUACUGGAAAUAAUUUCUUUGUGGAAGAAGCCAUUAAAACCACAGGUUGCGUGCUAGUUCUGCCUAGCAGCUGAGAGAAUGGCCGCCCCCAAAGAGAUGGUGGAUGGGCGGCCGGCUGAAUACGGCAUCCAGUUGAAGGAUCUGCGUGAUCUGAUGAAGCUGCGUGGUGAUGAAGCCUACGAGUAUAUCCAAACCACAUAUGGAGGUGUGCUAGAGAUUUGCAAGAAAUUAUACACAUCUCCCAAUGAGGGUUUAUCAGGGAACCCAGUGGAUUUGGAACACCGACGGAAAGUGUUCGGAUCUAAUGUUAUACCUCCAAAAGCCCCAAAAACAUUUUUGCAACUUGUAUGGGAAGCAUUACAGGAUGUGACAUUAAUUAUUUUAAUUGUGGCUGCAUUAAUUUCUUUAGGAUUAUCUUUCUAUAAACCACCUAAGGAUCCUGAUGCUGAUUACGAAAGCGGAGAGGGUGAUAAUGUUGAGGAGGCCGCCGGCUGGAUAGAUGGCCUAGCUAUUCUUAUUGCUGUUGCUGUUGUAGUUCUAGUUACUGCUUUUAAUGACUGGAGUAAAGAAAAGCAAUUUCGAGGACUCCAAAACAAAAUAGAAGAUGAACAUAAGUUUUGUACUAUUCGUGCUGGGGAAGUUGAGCAAAUUUCAGUAGGAGAUCUAGUUGUAGGAGACAUCUGUCAGGUAAAAUAUGGUGAUCUUUUACCGGCCGAUGGAAUUGUUAUUCAAAGUAAUGAUCUUAAAGUGGAUGAAAGUUCUUUAACCGGGGAAUCUGAUCAUGUUAAAAAAGGAGAAAUCCGAGACCCUAUGUUAUUAUCAGGUACUCAUGUUAUGGAAGGGAGUGGUAAGAUGUUGGUAACUGCUGUUGGAGUCAACUCUCAAACAGGAAUUAUAUUUGCUCUGUUGAACUCGUGUCAUGAAGAACAGGAAAAGGCUAAGAAAAAGAAGAAAGGAGAUGAAGAAUCACAGCCUGGACCACGACCAAACAAUACUGGACAAACAGAACCAUUGCUCUCUAAUGAUGCUGAUGCUAAAGUGGAUAUUGCACUGAAUCCACACAAUACAAAUGAGAAUUCGCAUGGCAAUGUAACAAAGCAUAUAGCCAACACUGAUGCACCGAAUGGAGAAGACAAGAAGCAGACUGAACAACCUGAAGAGAAGAAAGAACAAAAAAGUAGCAGAAAAGAGAAGUCUGUCUUGCAGAAUAAACUGACUCGUUUAGCUAUUCAAAUAGGCUAUGCAGGUACCGCUAUUGCAGUACUCACUGUCAUAAUUCUGAUUGUGAAGUUUUGUAUAAGGGAGUUUGUGAUGGAGCAGAGAGAGUGGACAUCGAACCGCACUGGUCGCUACCUGGAGCUCUUUGUCAGCUAUUUCAUCAUCGGUGUCACUGUGCUCGUUGUCGCAGUACCUGAAGGGCUUCCACUGGCUGUAACACUAGCUUUGGCAUACUCUGUCAAGAAAAUGAUGCAUGAUAACAACUUGGUUCGACAUCUAGAUGCCUGUGAAACGAUGGGAAAUGCCACUGCUAUUUGUUCUGACAAAACAGGCACUCUUACUACAAACAGAAUGACUGUUGUUCAAAGCUAUGUAGGAGGUGUACAUUACAGAGUUACACCAAAUUUUAGCACCUUGCCACCAAAGUUAGGCCAGAUUCUCCUUCAGUCUAUUGCAAUAAACAGCGGUUAUACUUCAAAAAUAUUGCCACCAGAUGCAGAAGGAGGUUUACCAAAGCAAGUAGGAAAUAAAACAGAAUGUGCUCUCCUUGGAUAUGUCCUAGACCUAGGCCAGUCAUAUGAAGCCAUCCGUGAAGACAUCCCAGAAGACGUGCUCAUCAAAGUGUACACAUUUAAUUCUGUCCGCAAAUCCAUGAGUACAGUCAUCAAACUGGACAACAAUGCUGGUUACAGACUGCUUACGAAAGGAGCAUCUGAAAUUGUGUUGAAAAAGUGUAAUUACAUGUUCCACACGGAUGGAACUAUUAAAGAGUUCACAGCCAAUGAUCAGGAGGAAAUGGUACACAGUGUUAUUGAACCUAUGGCUAGUGAUGGUCUUCGUACAAUCUGCAUAGCGUACAAGGACUUUGUGAAAGGAGAGGCUGAACCUAAUGACGUGCCCAUUAAGUCUGAACCGGACUGGGAAGAUGAAGAUAGCAUUGUACUUGGGUUGACUUAUAUAUGUGUUGUUGGCAUUGAAGACCCUGUUAGGGAUGAGGUGCCAGACGCUAUAAAGAGAUGCCAGCAAGCUGGGAUUACAGUGCGCAUGGUUACUGGAGAUAAUGUAAACACAGCUCGGUCCAUUGCCUCAAAGUGUGGUAUAAUCCCACCUGGCACAGACUUCCUCGUCCUGGAAGGCAAGGAGUUCAACCGGAGAAUACGGGACCCAUCUACAGGAGAAGUAGUGACUGAGCUUUUUGAUCAAGUCUGGCCCAAGCUUCGUGUUCUGGCUAGAUCAUCACCUGAAGAUAAGUAUAUACUUGUUAAGGGUAUCAUUGACAGCAAAAUAUCUGCAAACAGGGAGGUCGUUGCUGUCACUGGAGAUGGAACAAAUGAUGGACCUGCCUUAAAAAAAGCAGAUGUUGGCUUUGCCAUGGGACUCUCAGGGACAGAUGUAGCCAAAGAGGCAUCGGACAUCAUUCUGACAGAUGAUAACUUCACAAGCAUUGUCAAGGCUGUCAUGUGGGGGCGGAAUGUCUAUGACAGCAUUGCCAAGUUUCUCCAGUUUCAGCUCACUGUCAAUGUCGUUGCUGUUCUUGUUGCAUUUUUUGGUGCCUGUACAAUUAAUAACAGUCCACUUCGAGCUAUACAGAUGUUGUGGGUAAAUUUAAUCAUGGAUACAUUAGCAUCCUUGGCAUUGGCAACAGAACUUCCAAGUGAAGAACUACUAGAGCGAAAGCCCUAUGGCCGAACAAAGCCUUUGAUCUCAACAUCUAUGACAAAGAAUAUCUUGGGACACUCGAUUUACCAGCUUGCAAUCAUAUUUACCUUACUGUUUGCAGGAGGAAAUUUAUUUCAGAUAGAUGAUGGUAUUAACAGUGAACAAAUCCAUGCUCCGCCAACACAGCAUUUUACCAUCAUCUUUAACACAUUUGUAUUGAUGACACUUUUUAAUGAGUUGAAUGCACGGAAAAUUCAUGGUCAAAGAAAUAUUGUUUCUGGAUUGGCAAGAAACCCAGUGUUUGUAGGAAUUUGGAUAGGUACUAUGGUAGCACAGGUUUUGAUUGUGGAGUUCGGUGGUUUGGCGUUCCACACAAAGGGACUCACAUUGGAACAGUGGAUGUGGUGCCUAGUUUUUGGAAUUGGUGCACUCCUAUGGGGUCAGGUUGUUAUAUCAAUACCAUCUCACAAGCUACCUAAAAUUACUUUUCCUUGCUUCAACAAAGAAACCGAAAGCGCAGAAGAAGAUGAAAUAGAUGGGCUUGACAGUGGACAGGAUCAAGUUGGUGGGCGUGGUCAAAUUCUGUGGGUCCGUGGCCUGACAAGGCUCCAGCAACAGAUACGUGUUGUAAAUGCUUUCCAAAUGGACUUAGAUUCGCACAUGGACAGUUAUGACAAACGUAGCAGACCGUCGGUUAUUAGCCUUCAGUCUCUUCAGCAAGCACAAAGGUGUGGGGUCUCCAAGAAACCAACUCUUGCGAGCUCCCCAGAGGCGGACGAGCAGUCUGCGUCCUCACCGUGGUUUGGACGAAGUGAAAGUAUACCCUAUGCUGAUGAAUGAACUCAACUUUCCAUUUUGUGAUUUAACCUUUCUAGUUUUAACACCCUGCUAUGGCAUGCAUUCUUAAAUUGACCUAACUUAAAUUUUUUUGGUCAUAUUUAGUUUCCCUCAUGUUAUUGUUGUUGAACAACACAGCUCACUUUGUAUGUUGGCUUUCUAUCAGAUCUUAGAAUUGAAAAUUAAACUGCUGAAUGAUUCUGUCAUUUUUCUCUAGAAUAAGUUACUGUUGCCGUAGUGAAUACAUAGUGACUGCUAGAAUACAGUAUUUUUUAGGAUGUUUAGUCUUAGAUUAUGAAUUCUUAAUACAUUUUUUGCAUCUUUUUAAUAACUCAACAAUGUUUUGACAUUGGAAUAUAUGAGGUUGCCACGGUUCACUCCCCAUUUCAUGUUUUUAUUUCUGUUAAAAAGUAUAUUAAUUGAUAUAAUUUUCUUUAUGACCAUUAAGUACAGGUAGUAUUUGCACUAAUAAUGCAUAAUGACAGUAAUUUUAGUUGACCUAAAUAGUUACAGCUUAUACACUUGUGGUGUUGGUAUGUUUGUGAUGGUGGCACUCCAGAUGUAUAAUGUUGCACAUGCAUUUUACUAGAUUGGUAUUUAUUUAUUUAUUUAAUAAUAAAUUAUUAUUUAUUUAUUCAUUCAUUAUUUGAGGGCACUCGACAGCGUCGUACACAUUAAUUACAUUCAUAUUUUUCAUUGCUUGAACCGAAUACAAGACUAUACAGUUACAUGAUUAUAUACAUAAUUAUAUAUAAAAAAAAUUUAAAAUAGAUUUUAGAUACAGCUCAGAAAUUUGUCCUUACCAGUUGAACAGAUAGUGAAAACUUGUCAUGGCCUUAUCCUCAUCUAUCCAACAGAUACAUGUAGUACAAAACCAGCCAUAAUAGAUCAGUGUCUAACAGUAAUACAACCAGGGCCAAUGUUUAUAAGACUUGUAGAGAGUAGACUGAAAUGUGUAAUGACAUCACAGGCAUGCAGGGUGUUGUCAUGACGUUCAAGUCUCUCACACUGGUGUAAUGACAUCACAGACAUGCACAGUGUUGUCAUGAUGUUGUCUCUCACACUGGUGUAAUGACAUCACAGGCAUGCAUGGUGUUGUCAUGACGUUCAAGUCUCUCACACUCUUAUAGUCAGGAGUACACUCUAAAGCUUUUUUAAUCGAAGGGCCAACAUUUAGUUAAGUCUUCAAGUGGUGCAGUUCACAAAAAAUAAAACAGAUAAAUGCUAAUAACAAAAAAUUCUGUGUUGUCAAUCUUUACUAAGUUUGGUGAUAAGGACAAAAUAUCAUAAGCUUUGAUCAAUCAUACUUUUGAUGGCGGUUAUAUUUGAAAUUGUGUCUCUUAGUUUGUUAAUUUUGUGUAAUUUGUUACAAAAUACAAUUUAACGUAUAAAAUAUUAAAAGUGUAAGUUAAUAUGAAUGUAUGCAUACAUGUGUGUGUUGUGUGCGUGCGUGCGUGUGUGUGUGUGUAUGACACUUAAUUUUUUUAUUGGAAACUAGGAAAAUGCAUGUGUAUAAAUAUUAAUGUUAGUGUGCCAUUGUUGCAAACAUACUGAUAGCAAACACAAGUAUUUUUUUUUUAAAGAUAUAUACCAGCAGUGUAUACCGGUAUAUUGUUGUUUGUUACAUUUUUUAAAUGGUAUAUGUAUCUACAUACAGCAGUAUACUAUAGUUAAAAAGGAAAAAAAACCUCUGUGUGUUCACACAUAAAAUACAUUGUGUUUAUUACUGAUUGUUACAUGUUUAAUGAUAUACAAAUCUACAUAAGGCCCGUUGUUUUAUAACCAUAUAUUAUAAAUUGCAGAAUUUUAUCAGGACAUAUUUAUAUUCUUUGAUUCACAUUUUAUAAUCAUAAUUAAAUAAAAAACAUUUUAAUAUAUUAAAAUGUUUGGCAUGAAGAAUGAGUUGGGCCUGUUACAUUAAGUGUUGGGCAUUGAAAGUUCCUGAUUAUACAAUGGAUUAGAAAUUGAUGAACCUACGAUGAAUUUGAAUGAUUAAUACCAUGUACCUAUUAUCUUGUUCACCAGGAUAGACCCUACAAAUCAUAAAUUUUAACUUAAAACAAUUGUCUUUAUGUACCCAUGAAAACCAACACAAACCCCAGCAUAUUUAUAGCAAUGCCUUCUUCUAAACUGUUGGAACAAUUACAUUUUCUCUUACAAUUGAUUAUUAUGUGGUUUUUAUACUUAAUCAUCGCAUCUGAAGACCCAGCCAAUUGCUUUCCAAUUAUCAUUGAUCACUGGAACAUCAACUGGACUAAAAAUAAUUUUUGAAUUGCUGUGGUCCAGUUUGCUGAACGUACAUUACUAAAAUCCAUUGGUGACAAUAGUGAAAAUUUGAGAUUACUACUGGUUUGAAGGAUUUGAAAGUUUCAAGUAAUGAAGACGUGAUGAAUGGGUGGGUUGAAUUUGAGCAAAGUAUUACUGUUAGAUAAAGUAGUUUAUGUGCAUGUUUAUAUUUAUGGCAAGAUGUUAACUGAUGGAUAAGUACAAACUAUAGUAUCUUAGCUUAGUGUGUAGAUAUGCUUUUGCAUUACUCUUGAACCACUAGUGUUGUUAAUGUGAGUGAGAAGUGUUGGUAGACCACAGGGACUUGGUUUCACGUAGUGGGAUGGAUGGUCAUCUGUUUACCUUUGCUUACCUGUGUACACCAUCUGCAAGUGCAGAACUUGUCAAUCACAUGCAUGUGCAGCACACCACUGACUCUUUCUUUGUGUUCCUUCCAAGGUCAUUCCAUGAUAUGCUUGUGGCUUACUGUGGUCUCUGUUGCUAGCUAGACUGUCUUAUUUUCUUAUACUAACAGAUCAUGAGAGCUUCUUGCCCAGCUUCCUUACCUAAUAGGACUGUUCUUCAGCUUAUACUAACAAAUAUUUAGUUGCCUUCUUUCAUUGCAGUGUUUAUCUUACAAAUGUCAAUUGAAUAAGGAAGAGGUUUGUUUUCUGGGACCUGGUGUACCAUACGUAGGUAGAGCAUAUUACACAAAAGUGUAGUGGGAAUGAACUUUGUUGGUUGUACAGGAUGAUCCAGAACAACAGUUCUGGGCUGGAUGUCAUAUCUUGUUUCACUUUUAUAAUCGAUCUGCAAUACAUACUAAUACUACAAGUCUUAAAAUGCUCAGUUGAAUUUUCAGUGUGAUGUACAAGAUUACUGGAAUGGCUGCACUGUAGGAGUCAUCACAAUAAAUAAAACCAAUUAUGUAAUUGAAUAAAAAUUGUAUUCAAUAAUUACUAUAAUAAUAGUAACCAAAUGUUUUGUGUUGCUUGUAACUGACAAAAAUGUAAAUGCUAAAUAAACUGUUCCAUAUUACAAUGAUAUUGCUAAACUAAAAUUUGCACAGAAUAAGUCAGGUAUAUGGUGAUCCUUUUUUAGAUGGCACUAAUAAAUGUCUUGGAUUACAAAAUCGGUUUUUACUUGUGAAAAUGAUCAAAUGUUAAAGGUAACAAAUCAUGGCCAAUGGCACAUGAAAGUGGCAUUUUGAAAUACAGUGUUAGCUACUUCAGUGCUGAUGUGCAGAGAUACCAUAACACUUCCACUUGUUGAUUACAUAAAUAUGGCUGAAUGUGAACAAUCACUAUAUGUUUGAAUUGUUGUGUGCAAAUUUAACAGUGAGAUUUUCUUGUCUACAGUGUAGGCAAGUGUUAGUUUCUUAUUACUUUAUUAUAUUCGAAGCUGUGCACUUUGUUGUAAAAACACUUUAAUAUGGUGCAUUUAAAUUUCAGCCUUAAUGCUUCCUUACCAGGCUACUUUGUAUAGAUAGUUUAUAAUUUAUUAUUUGAAUGUAUAGUGGUAAGGAAUGUUAUUUUCUUUCCUUUUUAAAAUAACAUAAUAUGCAUGAAUGCUCCGAAGUCUUGCUGCAUACUGUAAAUAUAUAACCAUGUAGAUAUUAUUUUACCUGUUACUGAGAUUUUUUUUUGAUUUUUUUUUUUUUUUUAAAUCGGUUUUUGUUUUUAUUUGCAAGAUACAGACCUGCUGAAGUUGCAGUUGCAGAUGCAGGGUAAUUGUCAACUUUGGCCCCACAAUAUUUUCAACCAUGUAUACUGUGGGGCAACCAUCCUGUUUAAAUAAAUAAAAAAAGCAGUGUGUUGUAGUAUUGUUAUAAUAAACUUUUUGUACAAUU